CGUCACGAAUGUAGCUUCGUUAUUAGCAGAGCUUUUGAAAAGCAAGCGUUUGUUAGCAGCUCCUGGAGAGCGGCCGGACUUGACAAAAUACAAUGGGGAUCGAAGACGAAGCUGACCGGACGCUUUUUAUUAGGAAUUUGGAUGCACGAGUAACGGAGGAGCUUUUAUUCGAGCUCUUCUUGCAGGCAGGACCUCUCAUCAAAACCAAAAUUCCAAAAGAUGGCGGUGGAAAUCGGAAAACGUUUGGUUUUGCCGUGUACAAACACGAGGAGUCGGUGCCGUAUGCCAUGCAGCUCCUAAACGGGACGUCGCUGUUUGAUAGAACGAUCCAUGUGCAAUUCCGAUCAGGCAGCACUCACAGCAACAGUCCUGGGAACUCGAGUCCUACAACAAGUACUCCUAAUCCCCAUGGACUGAGGAUGUCGCUGCAGUUCACGUCUCCUCAAUACACUCCUCCAGCUGUAAUGCAAAGGUCGCUUUCAUCACCAGAUAGUCUGCAGAAGCAUGCCAUGAUGAACAUGAUGUGCCAGCAACAGCUUCAGCACAGUCAUCAUCAUCAUCAGCAGCACAACAGGAACAACUACCACCAACAGAAUGCCUGGGGGGGUGGCGGCCGUCACCACGACGGCAGGCGUAGCAGCAGUCACCACGAGGACGGGAGCGGUAACCGUGGUUACAAAGAUAGUAGGUGGAGACGCUACUGAUGCAAGGGAAAGAGACUCAUUUAUGAUCAUGUGGACAAUUUAUAGCAUAUGCUCAGGUUGUUUUCUAUAUGAUCUGAGAAGAUUUAGUAUCCUUACCUCGCCCCCCAUUUUCUUUUAUAAUGUUUUUAAAUUUGUACUUGAUGUGAGCCAUCUCACAUCACAUCAGGCCCAUGAUGGAAAUGUGAUUAUUGUUUAGGACAACAAAAAAAGGACAUUGUUUUGUUCGGCCUGUUUUUAUAUUAUUUUAAAAAAAGAAAAAAGAUUGAAAUGGUGCUCACUGUAGUUGUACAAUGUUCAGGUCAUGCAAAAAAGAAACAGAUCCACCAGCACCACUACUUCUGCAACGAUGAGCUCAGUAAAAAUGUUCCUUUUUAUUUUUUUAAUCUUGAUUUUGUAAGACAAACUUGUAAUGUUUUAAAGCGAUCAUGAUUUCAUUAUAAACGUUCUUUGGCUUAACAUUUACGUCCUCUUUCAUCACUGCGCUAUUGUACGCUGGGGGGCUGGCCGUGGAACGCGUGGCCUUAUGUGCACCUAUAAAUGGCCCACUGUGUAACUAAUAUGCUUGUGCUGCGGGUUAGGAAGUAAUCUACAGGUGGCGCCACACAUAUCCUUUCAAUGAAGCCAAUUACCGCGGUAAAUGUAUCCCAGGCACAUGAUCAGCUCCUACAUGUGACCUUUCUAUUUAGGAUUUUUUUUCAAGGCUUGACGUGGAUUUGUCACUCUCUCUGUUCACUCCGACACGUGCAAUUACAUGGAGGUGUUUCUUGUUACCCCAACGUGGACACAGAACAGCUAUUCCGGGACAAUCCUCCUAGAAUAGGAGCCGCUUUGAUCCAUAGCAUCUCAUGUUGCUAUCGUUCUCUACGCAUCCCUGCCUAGGUGUCCCGACAACAAAGUGAGGAUCACAUCCCAUAACAACCGACGAUGAGGUCAUAAUCUAGCCUUCCGAAAGUGCUUAACGCCACCUAGCUGCAUGGAGGAACAAUUAAAGCGUCAGCUUCAUGUGGCAGUAAAGGUGUAUUUACACCCUUCUGUGUGCUCUAAUCAAUUCUAUCCUCUGCAGGCUGUCAGGCGGAAGGCCUUUAUUAUUUUUGUGACACUUGGUGGUGUUACUGCUUUAAUUGCUUGAUCUGGCUGGCUACUCUGAAGCAGGCAGAUUAGACAGCCUGCUUGCUGCUGGAUCUACUUCCAACUCCGCUGCACCCCAGUGAGCCACAUCACACCACCAGCCCUCAACAACUAGCCUCCUUUCAAAUAAAUUUUAAUACUAUAUUUAUUGGAGUUCCUUAAAGCUCUGGUAGUCUAAUGCAGUGAAAUUACUGUAUACCUGCACAAUUUAUAGCGCUCCAGAGCCAAGCGGCUUUAAAAAGAACAAUGCUUUUGGAUUGUGAGAGGUAUUGAUUUAAUAAAAUGUUUAUUGUAAUUUA
Phycodurus eques (leafy seadragon) is the source of this 2131-nucleotide messenger RNA. RefSeq names its product RNA-binding protein 7-like. Gene Ontology annotation, biological process: regulation of alternative mRNA splicing, via spliceosome. Lineage: Eukaryota; Metazoa; Chordata; Actinopteri; Syngnathiformes; Syngnathidae. The record is from RefSeq and is a predicted model, not a curated record. Gene Ontology annotation, molecular function: single-stranded RNA binding. Gene Ontology annotation, cellular component: nucleus. Bases 93 to 704 code for a protein of 203 amino acids. The transcript is spliced from 5 exons.